GUGGUGACAUGGCUUGUCUUGCCGAUUUUGGCGGUCUUAUCCGGCCGAUGUAUCAUUGAACUAUUGCCUGCCUUCGUAACCCGUUGAAAGUGUGGAGCUGACUGGACCGUACCAUGAUUCCCCAACGCUACUGGACCGAUAUCGAUGACCAGUCGAGACCCCAUAUGCGAAGUCCAUCCUUCACCAGGAAAAGUGCCGAUAUUGAGAUUCGAAGCGAUCAGCGAAAAGCCGAAGCUCGCCGGCGCUCGCAAAGACCGGGUUGAACUGACGUACGGCGCUUGGACGCACAGGACUUGCUUCGCUGGCUGGCUUUUUACUAACCGAUUUGGCAUAUUCGAAUGGUGCUUCCGAUCAUAUCUGGUAACGCCCACACACAUUUGCGUCGUGUAUCUGUCACCGUUGCAUGGCGUCCACCAAAGAGAUGUCCUCACGUCUGAUGAACCGUAUGGAAUGGCUUCACCAAAAGAAAUGCUGCCCAAAACUACGCCGGUCCGAUAUCGACGACCAUUUAGGAAUGCACCUGGCCUUGGGCCGACCGUCGCACCGUUAAACCGGCCCAUCUUUUUUAUGCUGUCUUGCGAUGGAAACGCCCACUGUAUAUUUCAACUCAUCUCAGUCUUUCCCAAGCCAUGGCGGUCUAUCCAAGAUCUUUGCGGCCAUGGUGCCGGCCGGGGGAAAUCGCUUUGCCAUAUCAUCUGUGGACCGACAUCUCAUAGUGCAGGAUUGAGUGAAAAAGCCAACCGAAGAGGGGUCCCCUCCCACGCGUUUUUCCCUUCCCGGCGGUCCCUUUUUUUCCCCACUUUUGCUAUCACACCCUCGCUGGUUUCUUACGUUUUCGACUCCCCACCGUUCAAUAAUCAAACGGACGUUUCGUAUCUCUCCCUCUCUUCAUUUCUCCUUCGCUUCAUUGCGCCUCCCUCCUUAUCCGUCCGGUCGUCCAUCGCCACGGACUCUCUGCAUCCGUGCCAUUUCACACCUCGGAAAUCCUGAACUCAAUAUCAUCACGCAAUCAAUCUUGCUCACCACGCCUGAUAUCGAGCGACCAUUCCUUCCGGAACGUGCAAGCAGCAAUCGCUCACCCGCACCGCGAAAUUGCACUGGUCUUCGCGUUAUCUUGUAGCACAUACCAAAAACCGUACCGACGCGGGCGAUAUUCACAUCUCGCCGACGAAGGACUACGGCACGUCGACUUGAAAAGCAAUUUCUGGAGGGAUAUCGCCGACCGGUCGUACUUGCAGCCGGUGAUGGAAGUGCCCGCCGCGCCAUUGCUCGCAUCGCCGUCUGGUACUGUUUGCGUGCCGGCGCUGUGUGCCGGGCCCCGGCGUGCGCUUCGAAACUUCGGACGGCCGGCG
This is a messenger RNA of Fimicolochytrium jonesii, 1352 nucleotides long. RefSeq lists its product as uncharacterized. Lineage: Eukaryota; Fungi; Chytridiomycota; Chytridiomycetes; Spizellomycetales; Powellomycetaceae. The transcript has a single exon. The record is from RefSeq and is a predicted model, not a curated record. The coding region runs from base 145 to 990 and encodes 281 amino acids.